Messenger RNA from Habropoda laboriosa, 1727 nucleotides. It is a transcript of the gene Sec61alpha, whose product is annotated as protein transport protein Sec61 subunit alpha. Gene Ontology annotation, molecular function: signal sequence receptor activity; transmembrane protein transporter activity; ribosome binding. The record is from RefSeq and is a predicted model, not a curated record. Gene Ontology annotation, cellular component: membrane; Sec61 translocon complex. Gene Ontology annotation, biological process: SRP-dependent cotranslational protein targeting to membrane, translocation; post-translational protein targeting to membrane, translocation. The transcript has 8 exons. NCBI's taxonomy places the organism in Eukaryota, Metazoa, Arthropoda, Insecta, Hymenoptera, Apidae. Bases 123 to 1553 code for a protein of 476 amino acids.
GCGGCCAGGUUUGCUGGGAUUAUUACUUUAAUCGGGUGUCCUCACGGCAUUGUUGAUUCCUGAGUUAGUGAGAAGCGUUGUAACACCGUGGUUUUGUAGGAUAGUCAUAUCUCGGAUUCAAAAUGGGAUUCAAAUUUUUGGAGGUGAUAAAGCCGUUUUGCAGUAUACUCCCGGAAAUAGAGAAGCCGGAACGGAAAAUUCAAUUUCGAGAAAAAGUAUUAUGGACUGCAAUUACCCUGUUCAUCUUCUUAGUAUGCUGUCAGAUUCCUCUAUUUGGUAUCAUGUCGUCAGACAGUGCAGAUCCUUUCUAUUGGAUUCGUGUUAUACUUGCAUCAAACAGAGGAACUCUUAUGGAAUUGGGAAUUUCUCCCAUCGUUACAUCUGGUCUGAUCAUGCAACUCUUGAGUGGUACAAAGAUAAUUGAAGUUGGUGAUACUCCAAAAGACAGAGCAUUGUUUAAUGGUGCUCAAAAAUUGUUUGGUAUGGUCAUUACUGUUGGUCAAGCAAUUGUAUAUGUAAUGACUGGAAUGUAUGGUGACCCAACAGAAAUUGGAGCUGGUGUUUGUUUGUUAAUUAUCAUUCAGUUAUUUGUUGCUGGAUUGAUUGUAUUGUUACUUGACGAAUUGCUCCAAAAAGGAUAUGGAUUGGGAAGUGGAAUCUCUCUUUUUAUUGCCACAAACAUCUGUGAAACAAUUGUGUGGAAAGCAUUUUCUCCAGCUACUGUGAAUACUGGACGUGGUACGGAAUUUGAGGGUGCAGUAAUUGCACUGUUCCAUUUGUUAGCUACAAGGCAAGAUAAAGUUCGAGCUCUUCGAGAAGCAUUCUAUAGGCAAAAUCUUCCUAAUCUCAUGAAUUUACUUGCUACAAUCUUGGUGUUUGCCAUUGUAAUUUAUUUCCAGGGUUUCCGCGUCGAUUUGCCAAUCAAAUCUGCCAGAUACAGAGGACAAUACAGCAGCUAUCCUAUUAAACUGUUCUACACGAGCAAUAUUCCUAUCAUUCUUCAAUCUGCAUUAGUGUCUAAUUUGUACGUCAUCUCUCAAAUGCUGGCUGUCAAAUUCCAAGGAAACAUUAUUGUUAAUCUCUUGGGAGUAUGGUCAGACAUUGGUGGCGGUGGCCCAGCGCGAUCUUACCCUGUUGGUGGAUUGUGUUAUUACUUGUCACCACCUGAAUCUGUAGGACAUAUUCUUGAGGAUCCUAUUCAUGCCAUUCUUUACGUUCUGUUUAUGCUUGGAUCAUGUGCUUUCUUCUCGAAGACGUGGAUUGAGGUUUCUGGUAGCUCAGCUAAAGCCGUCGCAAAACAAUUAAUAGAGCAACAGAUGGUAAUGAGAGGUCACAGAGCCAAUUCUAUGAUUCAUGAACUGAACAGAUACAUUCCAACUGCGGCGGCGUUUGGUGGAUUGUGUAUCGGUGCUUUGUCUGUACUAGCUGAUUUCCUCGGUGCAAUCGGUUCAGGUACUGGUAUCUUACUCGCCGUCACAAUCAUAUACCAGUACUUCGAAAUUUUCGUUAAGGAACAAAGUGAAAUGGGUGGCAUGAGUACACUACUUUUCUAAACUUAAUUUACAUAGACUUUAAAAGUGAACUUUUUUAAUUCUAAAGAACUGAAUAAUAAUUUAUUAUAAAAUAAGUCCAUUCGACAUCAAAUACUGUUGAUUACUCAAUAGAGUAAUGGAAGGUCUUCAACAUGAAUCAAACCGCACACUCUUAUUCUUUGUUUGCCGUUGAAA